AUGGGGCUGAACCUUCAGUCAUUGGCGCCUCCAGGCGAGCUUCGGGAACCGCCAAACUUUGCCUGCCCCGGCAUAUUUCCUAGCUGUCAUGGGCUGCCGCAGAUCUGCGAGAACGCCAGCCCCAACAAGUUCAGAUUGGGCCUUGCAGUUGCAGGUGGACCUAGCGAUCCUGACAAUCUAGUGCUGGACUUAACGAACGCGCUCAAAGCUGGCGCGGUCCAGAUUCUGGUCAUGGCACUUUUCAAACAGGGUGCUUACACUGACGACGCAGGGCUCGUGGCUGAGCGAGCCGUACCGCUAGAAGACACCAGUUCCACCCUGCUGGAACUGCGGCUGUCCGGUGACCAUCGCAGCGUAAACGUUUAUAAGCCUGUUAUGGAUUUGAGGACGUCCGACCCUCAAUCGACUUACUCACUGCGAACUGGCAUAGGGAACGGAGCACAGGCCUCCCUACCAAGGCUAUAUUGCAUAGAAGGUGGCCAUGACCGGAUCAUUGUGGACAUGAGCCUGCUCCUCCAAGCUGGUUUCUUUGUAGUCAACACUAACCAUCUGGGCUAUACAAAAACGGUCAUCGAUGCCAAAGAGUUCCCGACCAACCUGGACAUUGCUGUAGAGUACGGCCCGGUUCCGCUGCUUCGAGUGGGGUACACACUGGUCUUGCUUCCGCAAGCACCGAUGCAACCUCGCCAGAAUGACGACCGCCUACUCUAUUUCGACACGCAGUACCGAGACAAGGGCAGUCACCAUAAGCAGGCCAGCCAGAAGCUUAGCGAGGCGGUGGACAGCAAGGUCUCCAUGAUAUGGAGGUAUAACCUUCCACGACUGCCCGAUCAAACUAUCCGCUUUCAUGUCGAUCCCAGCGUGCCUGCGAGAUGGCGGAAAUACUUCAAGCGAGGGAUCGAAGCUUGGAACGCGGCCUUUACCUUGAUCGAGCGGCCGAGUGCUGUGCGUGCCGUGCUGCCUGGAGACAAGGACUGGCCAGCAGACUACGACAUGUCCGAUGCCCGGUUCAGCGCCAUCACCUGGGACGUAUCCGAGGAGACCCUGAGCAUGGGCAUUGCGAAGGUUGAUCCCAGGAGCGGGGAAAUUCUGAAGUGCGAUGUGGUCAUGGGCGACUCUUGGGUGAAGACCUACCUGGAAGAGCUGGAGGUGGAAUGGGUGAACUUCACCAACUUCCUGCAAAAGACGCCAGCGGUGUCGCUACUCAUGCGGGAAGAGCUGGUUGAGCCUGGAAAGACUGCGCCACACAGGAUCCUGCAGCUUCUACAGCAGGGCAGUGCGGAACGCAAGUCUCGCAGCUUCGGCUUUGCCGCCGCUUAUAUGCAAAAGCGCCUGGAGAGCAGCGAGCUGGAGGCGCUGCUUGGCUCUGGGCUACAGGAGAUUGUGGCACAUGAGGUCGGUCACUGCCUGGGCCUGCGACACAACUUCAAGGGUUCGAUGGGAAUCAGUGAGGAGUGCUUGAAAGAUAUUCACUGCACAGCCCGGCACGGAACCUCAGCAAGUGUCAUGGAUUAUGUCCCUGUGAAUCUGCCGAAGCCUGGGGAAGCGUUGCGUCACAUCUGGUCUCCGACCGUUGGCGAAUAUGACAAAUUAGCUAUUCGAUACGGAUACACGCACCUGCAGACGUCCGAAAGUGAUCCGGGCCUGCUGCAAAUACUCGAGGACGUCCGCAGACGCGCUGAACAGUUUCAGACUUGCUAUGAUGAUGACCUCUAUUUGGGUGAAGACCCGUCUUGCUUGGAUUACGACUUGUCUGCCGACCCAUUGGGCUAUUGGGAGCAACAGCUGGAUCUCUAUGCUGACGUGCAACGGCACCUUCUGGAGAUGUCAGUCGCACCAAGGGAAUCGUAUGAUAACUAUGGGCGAGCGGUGCAUUCCGUGGUGGGAGGAUUUCUGCCUGACAUUGGCAUCAAUGCAGUAUACUACUUGGGAGGAAUAAACAACACAUACUUGCACAAGUAUGCGGAUCAGACCCGUCGAUCCAGGCAGCCGAUGCCAGCGGAAACGCAGCGGCGGGCACUGGCGAUCAUCCUGCGUAUCUUGCGGCCAAAGACUGAGGGACUGCUCCCACCAGACUCGAAUCUGCCUUAUCUGGUGGAUGGAAGUCAGUUGCAGGGCGCCAUCGAGAGCCUGGACUUGACAGACCUCGUGCGACGUCUUCGGCAACUCCUGCUAGAGGAAGUUUUGCGCUCCGAGCGCCUCCUACAGGUUCACAAGCAGGAGAAUCUUCUGGCCCCCGGAGAUGCAGAUGCCUUCACGGUGUCCGAGCUCCUGUCCACCUUGGUUUACGGGGUUAUGAGUGCUGGGCUCGACAAAAUCACCUCAGAGGAUGAGCAAGAUCUACAGCGGAUCUUUGUGCAGAUCCUGUCAUCCAAGCUUCCGGAGCAUGUGCAAUUUCUUCCUGCGGAUGUCAUGACCCAACUACGCUACUUCCGCAGCUUUGUGUAUGAAAUGGCUGAUGGUGCUUUGAACCGUCUAUCUACCACGGCGAAGGGGGCUCAGUGGAGUACAUGUGCAAUGUUCAACAAGACCUGCACCUGUACUGGCCUGGUGCGGCUGAGACUCUCGAACCUCACCAGCGCUGGUCUUUGGUCAGGCACCGACAAACGCUGCCUCCCACUUGACUUCACAGUGAAUACCUCGGCAUCCGACUUGGAUGCGGAGGAUGCUUGGUGUGAGUGCCUUUCGCUAACAAAGGCUGACAUGGACCUGAGGGAGGCUCAACGAUUGCACGUGGAGUCGCUGAAGAAUAUGCUCACCGAAAGCGGAGGCGCACACCGAGGAGAAGGCAAGGAUUGA
Molecule: messenger RNA, 2799 nt
Organism: Symbiodinium pilosum
Lineage: Eukaryota; Dinophyceae; Suessiales; Symbiodiniaceae
Source: the annotation of a GenBank genome assembly